Molecule: messenger RNA, 589 nt
Organism: Anopheles coustani
Lineage: Eukaryota; Metazoa; Arthropoda; Insecta; Diptera; Culicidae
Exons: 3
Coding region: 16-456 (146 amino acids)
Source: RefSeq, a predicted model, not a curated record
CAGCUAGAUAGUGAAAUGAUGAAGAUGGCAUCCAAAACGAGCUUUAUUCUAAUUGCUUUCGGGAUGAUCUGUCUGCUUCAGACCACCCCUAUCAGUGCCACAAACAAACACGCGGGCGAGCUGCUCAAGGCGUUCCGAAGAAUCCAGUUCGAUUGGACGAAAAAGAGCUUCUAUCUUCAGAGCGCCAAGUUCGGCGUGCAGGUGCAGCUGCGGGAGCCGUUGGUGAAGAAGGCGCUCGGUUUGUCGGACGACGUUAACCUUUCCACGCCAUGCCUCGACCAGAUGGUGACCAAAGUGCACGACCUGGAGGGCACAUUCUACGCCGGAUUCAGCUAUGGCUGCGAGAACCGCGACCAACAGUACACGGUGGAGUGUUUGGAGACGGCCAAGCCCAACUAUUUGAGCGGUCUGGAGGAGCUUCGUAGCGAGACCGAAAAGUGCUUGGAGGCCAAGUGAACGACAGGUGAAGACGGUGAACAGGACUGCGCAAAAGGGUCGCUGUUUAUUUCGAAUUACCCUUUUCCUAAUUGGACCGUGUUGCGUGCACUUGUAUCUGAAGUAAUAAAUAAAUCAUGAAACGAAUGGCAAA